AUGCCUAGUACCAAGUUUUGGCACGGUGUGCGACCGUGGCCCAAGGACCAGCAGCUUACGAAAUUAUUCUCCGCCGAUUUUGUUGUCGGCACAGUUCUAGUGACGGCAAUCCUCUACAUUACUCUUUCUGCUCUUUACAACAUCUUCUUUCACAAAUUAGCGAGCUUUCCAGGGCCACUGUUAGCUCGCUCAGGACUGACUUGGCGAAUCUAUCAAUCGCAAAGAGGGCACCUGCAUCACGCGAUUCAGAAGGCCCAUCAGAAACAUGGACCGGUGGUCAGAAUUUCUCCUAACGAGCUCUCCUUUGCGACGGUCGAGUCCUGGAAAGCAAUCUACGGGCAUCGCACAGGAGGUGCGCCGACGCCAAUCAAAUCCGAAUUUUAUUCCAUCUACGGUGCCGGGUUUGGAUCCCUGUGCAUAGGAAGCGAGCGCGACCCCCAUAAACAUGCAAAGAUGCGAAAAAUGCUGUCUGCAGCUUUUGCCACCAAAUCGCUGCUGGAGCAGGAGGAAAUCAUCACUACAGGUGUGGACGUAUUCGUCAGUCGCAUUGGCGAGGAGGGUAGCAACAAGAAAGGCAUCAACAUGACAAAAUGGUACGAAAUGGCCACCUUCGACAUGUUGGGUGAGAUGGCAUUUGGACAGUCCUUUCAAAGCGUCAAGAUUGGCAAGCCGCACUUUUGGUCAGAAAUUAUUGUGAGCCACCUCUAUUUCAUCACUUUGAUAGACAAUCUCCGUCGUCUGCCUUUCAUGGCCAGCCUCGCCAGGCUGCUAUUCCCUUCUACUCUGGCGAUGCAGAACAAAAAUUCCCGAUAUGCCCGACAAAAAGUCACCGAGCGUCUUCAGAAAAAGUCCACAAGAAAGGAUUUUUUGUCUGUUGUUGUCGAGAAUUACGAAAAAGGGUCUAUUGACCAGGAGGAAAUGGCGGCUCAUGUGUCCACUCUAACGAUCGCUGGCGCGGAAACCACUGCCACUUUUCUCGCUGCUGCGACGUUCUACUUGCUCAAGAACCCGGAAUGCUACCAAACAUUGCAGAACGAAAUUUCUCAAGCAUUUGCUUCUUAUGAGGAUAUCAACGCGACCAAGGCUCGUCAAUUGCCCUACUUGCAGGCUGUCAUCAAUGAGGCGCUGAGAAUCUACGCGCCCGGAUCGGGAGGUUUCCCCAGGCUGUCUACAGGGAUGAACGUUGGCGAAUUCUACGUACCGGCAGGGGCCGAGGUCAUAACACAUGCAUGGACGCUCACCCAUAGCGAAGAGUACUUCAGUGAUCCCUACUCGUUCAAGCCUGAGCGAUGGCUAGAUCCCAACUCCACGGAUGUAAAGGAAGCAAGCCAGCCAUUCUCUAUGGGGCCGCGUGGCUGCCUAGGGCAGAACUUCGCGUGGAUGGAAAUCAACGUCAUCUUAGCCAAGAUGCUCUGGACCUACGAGUUGGAAUUGCUAGACCAAAAGCUUGAUUGGGUAGCUCAGAGCCAGUUACAUGUCAUGUGGUGGAAGCCGGACCUGAUGUCAAUGUUCAUGCUGAAAGACGGCUACGAAACACAUGGUUUUAUAGUCGUUGGCGAUUGCGAAUACAUCCCUCCAGCCAUGGAGACAAGCUCCCAGGAAAUGCAAAUGCAGCCUCUGCGCGUCGAUCGAGAUGAAGAAGGCAAGAAUCUCGAAGUCGAUAAAGUCAACUUGAGCGCGGAAGAGCUGGCAGUUAUCCAUAGUCAAUUGGCCGAGCAAAGGGAUUCUCCCACACCUUUCAGGUUUUUGUUCAAUUGCGCUACCAAAUUUGAUCUCGCUCUGCUUGCAAUGAGUCUGAUUGCAGCAGUUGGGAGCGGCCUGGCGUUUCCUAUAUCCGAUCUACUGCUCGGCAACAUGGGACAGUCGUUCCGCGGCUUCUUUGUCGGCGAAACAUCGCUCGUAGGCAACUUGCUUGCCAGCUUCGUUGCGAUUGUCGGCUUCACAUAUGCGGGAGAGCGCAUUCUACAGCAAGUUCGACAGCGAUACCUUGAGGCGGUCCUGCGACAGAAUGUCGCCUUUCUUGACACGAUUGGCAUUGGAGAGGUCAAUAAUUGUAUUACCACGGAUACAACGUUGAUCCAAGACGCCAUCACGCUCAAAGCUUGCUUUACAGUGGCCGCGUUCUCCAAUUUCUGCGGCGCCAUCGUCAUUAGCUUCAUCAAAAGCUGGCGACUCGCACUGGUGCUUCUUCCCUCAAUUGUACUCAUCAUGCUAUCCAUGGGAGUUGGGGCUUUCUUUAUGGUGACGAACUCCCAGAAGGCACAGGAGGCGUACGGGCGCGGAGCCAACAUCGCGCAAGAAGCAAUCAGCUCGAUCGCAACAACCUUGGCUUUCAACAUGCAGUCGCCGCUGCUCCAAAAGUUCGAAAAUCACGCUGCUACCACACGUAUCUAUCAGUUCCGGAGUGGCGUGGCUCUCGGCUUCAUGAUGGCAGCUAUGAAUGCAGUCAUCUGGUGGACUUAUGGCCUCGCCUUUUGGGAAGGGUCGAGACUUUUCGUCAGAGGGCAAGUCGAUAUAUCAGCAAUCCUGACCGUCCUUUUUGCAAUUCUUACGGGGUCGUUUGCACUGGGAAAUGUCGCUCCCCAUGGCCAGGCCAUUGUCAAAGGUCUCACAUCGACCAAGAAGCUUUCCGCCACCAUUUUCCGCGCGUCACCAACAGAUCCAAGCUCCAGCAACGGCGACCGUAUCGAGGAUAUUCGUGGCGAGAUUUCACUGACAGACAUUCGACACGUAUAUCCAUCGAGACCAGGCUCCCUAGUUAUGGACGGCGUAAGUUUGCAUUUCCCUGCGAACAAGACGACUGCUAUUGUUGGCCCGUCGGGGAGCGGAAAGAGUACCAUCGUUGGGCUCCUUGAACGAUUUUUCGAGCCUGUGAGCGGAAACAUAAGAAUCGAUGGUCACGACGUCACGAGCCUGAAUCUCACAUGGCUGAGGCAGCAAAUUGGUCUCGUCAGCCAGGAGCCAACCAUAUUCUCGACGACGGUAUUCGAAAACAUUCGCUACGGUCUCAUAGGUACACAACACGAGCACAAGUCCGCGGAAGAUGUGAAAGAUCUGGUGGAGUUGGCAGCCAAAACAGCCAAUGCGUACGAAUUUAUCCAAGCGAUGCCAAAUGGGUUUCACUCGCACGUCGGCAGUGGCGGAUUUCUCCUCUCCGGUGGACAGAAACAAAGAAUCACAAUAGCGAGGGCUAUAAUCUCUGAUCCAAAAAUCCUCCUCCUCGAUGAAGCGACUUCGGCCCUCGAUUCUAAAUCCGAACGACAAGUACAGGCCGCAUUGAACAAUGCCGCGCUUGGACGCACAACCAUCGUUAUUGCGCAUCGUCUUUCUACAAUUGCUAAUGCGGACAAUAUUGUGGUCUUUUCGGCUGGUCGUGUUGUCGAGCAGGGGACACACCGGGAAUUACUUGCACUCAAGUCGCUGUACUACAAACUGACAGAGCAGCAACGCUGCCUUUCCAGUGACAAGAAUAAAGGAGGCGAUACUCAUGACGAACAUUGUUCAGUACAAGAUAAGCUGCCCUCAGUUGAAAAGCAGCUAUCGAGCAACCCGCUGCUCAGCGGCGGAAAAGAGGCGCCCGAGGACGGAAAACACUCCAGUUCCAAUGAGAUAGCAGCUUCGUCCAAGAAGUCCGCCUCUAUUUUGGAAUUGGCCAAAUUUUGCUACCGUCUCAAUCGGCGCAUGCUGCUUCCCAUCUGCGGUGGGUUUUUAUUAUCAGUCAUUGCUGGCGGAAGUCAUCCCACACAAUCAGUAUUCCUGGCCAAAAUCAUGGGGGCCCUUUCUUCACAGCCUUCCGAGUUUGGUCACCUCCGCAGCGAAGUGAAUUUUUGGAGUGCCAUGUAUCUCCUAAUCGGAGUUACUACCAUCGUUGGACUCUUAGGGCAGGCCCUUUGCUUCGUUUUCUACUCUGAGUAUCUGACCUACCGGGCUCGUUGGCGCACUUUUGAUACGAUCCUUCAUCAAGACAUGGCAACUUUCUAUCUUCCUGCAUACUCCACGGCAAACCUGUCUAUGCUAUUAUCACACAGCGCGAUGCAGCUCCAGGGCAUGGGUGGAGUGACAGCCGGAACCAUAUUGAUCAUCUUGACUAUCAUCGUCGCGGGCAUCAUCCUCGCUAUCUCAGUUGGCUGGAAAUUAGGGCUCGUAUGCACAAGCACGAUCCCGAUUCUGUUCGCUGCUGGUGUCAUGCAACUCAAAUCGCAAGCACUCUUGGAAGCUCAAGCAAGAAAGGUCCACGAAGCAUCAGCCCAUUUUGCCUGUGAGUACAGCACCAGUAUACGUACUGUGGCCGCUCUUACGCUGGAGAAGAAAGUGCUGGCGGAGUAUCGCCAGGUGCUCAGUGGAAACCGGCGCAAGUCUUUGCUAUUGAUUGCUCAAUCCUCUCUUUUGUUUGCCUUCUCCCAGUCUGCUGUGUUUCUCUCGUCUGCACUCACCUUUUGGUACGGCAGCCGCCUAGUGGUGCAGGAUCAUUACAGCAUCUUUCAAUUCUACGUCUGCUAUACCGCGCUUGUUGCUGGAGCUUAUUCAGCCGGAGCCAUCUUCACGUUUGUUCCAGAUAUGGGCAAAGCAAGUGCUGCCGCUCGGAGCAUCAAGGACUUUCAUGAUCGGCAGAUCCUUCUUGAUCCCAGGGAAGAAUCGGGCGAAAGCGCUGCGGCAAUGACUCCGUCUGUGCAGUUCGACAACGUCUCGUUCAGCUACCCAAACCACAAGGGUAACCUUGUCUUGGAUAGGGUGAGCCUGACCGUGCAGCCUGGCCAGUUUGUUGCUCUGGUAGGCGCAAGCGGUAGCGGCAAAAGUACAGCGGUAUCUCUACUCGAACGAUUUUUCGAUCCCGAUGAAGGACACGUCGUAGUAGGAGGAAAGAAUAUCCAGAAAUGGAAUCUGAGAGACUACCGCAAUCAGCUAGCCCUCGUGGGCCAAAUGCCCAUCCUGUACGACGGCACGAUUCGGGAGAACAUCGUGUUAGAUUCUACUGCAGAAGUCUCGGAGCAACGAGUACAAAAGGUCUGCAGAGAUGCUAAUAUUUGGGACUAUAUAGUCUCGCUGCCUGAAGGACUUCAAACGCAGGUCGGGGCCAGAGGCACGAUGCUUUCUGGUGGACAGAAGCAGAGAAUCGCAAUUGCAAGGGCGUUGCUGAGAGAUCCCAAGAUUCUGCUGUUAGAUGAGGCGACGUCGGCCCUUGACUCAGAAUCCGAGCGAAUCGUGCAAGCGGCAUUAGACGAGGCCGUGCAAGGCCGAACUACCCUUGCAGUCGCCCAUCGCAUCAGCACGGUGCAACGGGCAGAUUGCAUCUAUGUGCUAGACCACGGUCGAGUCGUCGAAAGUGGCACGCAUCAGCAGUUAAUAUCAUUAAAAGGAAGAUAUCAUGAGUUGGUUCAGCUGCAGAACAUCGAUGAGCAGUAG
Molecule: messenger RNA, 5403 nt
Organism: Akanthomyces muscarius
Lineage: Eukaryota; Fungi; Ascomycota; Sordariomycetes; Hypocreales; Cordycipitaceae
Exons: 17
Coding region: 1-5403 (1800 amino acids)
Biological process (GO): transmembrane transport
Cellular component (GO): membrane
Molecular function (GO): heme binding; ATP binding; ATP hydrolysis activity
Source: RefSeq, a predicted model, not a curated record